GUUGGGGGUUCGUGGGGUUUCCGCUGGUUUUCCGUGAGGUUUCCUUGGGUUUCCCCGAGUUGGCCCCGAGUUUUCUCAAAGUUGGCAAAGCGGUCGAAGCAACUUAUAUGGCCUUGCUUAUAUGGCCUUGGUCGAAGCCUUGUUGCACUUUCCUAUCAUUCGUUCCCGCUUUCGCAUCAUGGUCCUGGUCCUGGGAGGUUGAGGUCGUAAAUCUUAUUGAAGAUCUGAAUGCUACUUGCCAGAGACUGAAGUCGCUGAAGUCCCAGUAGGAAGCAUGAGCCACACCGAGGAUCUUGACUUUGCCCUGGCCCUACGACUCCAAGAAGAAGAGAAUCUGCUGGCCAACAUCCCAUGUGAUGCAGCUGAUCGGCCAGGCGUUGAAUUAACUGCGACUGGUGGAGCAGUCGGCGGAGCUGUAGGAGGCUCAAAUAGCCAGGAGUCUCAGCGACACUGUAAAAGUGCCUCUUCACCCCAGUCUGUGCCUCCACCUGGGACAUCCCUGGUAGACGAGGCCUAUGAGCUGAUCGACCCGACUCCAGACAUCUACCAGCUGUUCCGCGACUUUGACAAGCACUUCUUCUGGGGAAAACUCGGUGGCGUCGAGCUCAAAUGGAGUCCCCGGAUGACACGGUGCGCCGGCGUGUGCUCCUACCAGCCGGCCUCAGGCCUAUGCUCGGUGCGCCUCAGCCGGCCGCUGCUGAUGCUGCGGCCGCGCAGUGACCUGGUCGAGACCCUCCUGCACGAGAUGAUUCACGCGCUGCUGUUUGUCACCCACCACAACGACAACCGGGAGGAGCACGGUCCAGAAUUCCACCGGCACAUGCACCGUAUCAACAAGAUCGCCGGCACCAACAUCACGGUGUACCACACGUUCCACGCCGAGGUGAAGCACAUGCUGACGCACUGGUGGCGCUGCACGGGGCCGUGCCGCUCCCGACCGCCCCAUUUUGGCUACGUCAAACGCUCCAUGAACCGUGCGCCGAGCAAGAACGACUUCUGGUGGCGCGACCACCAGGCCUCCUGCGGUGGCCUUUUCGAGAAAAUCAAGGAACCGGAGGGGUAUGGCAAGAAGAAGACCAAGAAGGACACAGCAUCUGGAACAAAGCUGCAAGACAUCCGCAACUUCGGCGUCACUGGUAAGGCCGUGCCCGUCUCCCAGAAGCCGCCCUGGAGACCGGCGGGGCGGGCCACUGCUGUGGGCGGAGUGGCGGCCCCGGUCGGCCGCGGCCGUCCCGGACGGGGCCGGGGUCGGGGCGGGCGGGGCGCCGCCGCCGGAGCGCCCUCAGAGAGGCCCGGCAAGCGGCCGCCGCCCGAGGGCGCCGGUCCGCCGCCUCAGAGACGACCCGGCAACCCGACCGGCGUGCGAGCCGACAUCGGCACAGUGAACAACGACGGCAACCAGAGGGUCAACGCCAUCGCCGGCAACGUGCACGGCUUCCAGAAGAGGGGCGGCGCGGUGGCGACGGCCGGAGGAAGCCGUACGGUGACGGUGCCGGUCCGGCGCGGCGGAGCGGCCGGCGAGGACGACCGAACGGACGGCCGGCCCGGUGACACGACGUUCGAUGGUCGAGGGAAUAGGCUGGGCGGUACGCCAGGUGUUCCCUGGUACAAACGCGACCCGCCUCGGGGUGCGUCCGGUGCUGGUUCCGCGGUCGGUCCGACCCCUCCGUCAGUGCCAUCAGCUUCGAGAACCUCGUCAGCGACGUCUACGACUCGAACCCCGACCGGCAUCUUCUCAAGUCCAGAGAGGAAGAAACCCACCCCAACCACAUCCCCCACAACGGAUAACUGUAGCGGGCUCAGUGCCGGCUCGAGUCUGGUUACUUGUCCUGUGUGCAACGAGCAGGUGCCCCAGCAGGGUAUCAACGACCACGUAGACCAGUGUCUGGCGGAUCCGAACGAACAGCUGUUGGGGGCUGUUGGCGGUGAAACCCGGCCGGAGAACUCGGGAGAGACAGUGUGGUACGACGACGAUGACGACGAUGAACAGAUGCUGUCGCUCGCUGCCGACGAGCUGGAGCGAUCGCUCGAAGUCUCCGUCUGGUCGGAGGACAGGGACGACGAUCGCCUGCUCGCCGACGCUGCAGAUGAGCUGGAAACUUCCCUGGUGGAGCAGGAGACGGGUGGUGACGAUCUGGAAGAGAUCACGGCAUCGUCACCCCAGCGGGGCGGAUCGACAAGCAGCGCGCCGGCCGGGGGUCGCUCCGGCGCCGCCAGGACCUUCAGUGAGGCCAGCACGCCGAAUGUGCCUGUGGACGGAGCGCGAGGGCCGGCGGCCCGUACCCUGAGUGAGGCGAGCACCGUCUACGAUCGAAUCCUGGACGAGCCGAUUGUGAUCGACAGUAGCGAUGAUGAGGAUUAUGCCAGCCAGAGGGCCAACCUGUCCAAUGUCAUCAUGGAUUUUAUCAAGGUGGAAGAGAGUGACGAUGAACUGUUUGAAGAGUUAUGAACACGCGUCGAGCUGUGAUGCAAGUGAUAUUUAUGCUCAGGCUGUUAAUACCGUUUUAGCAUAGCCCAGUAUUUGUUUACAGAUUUUAAAAGCGUUUAUCGUAUCCAAUAAACGAUCGUUUUAAGUA
Molecule: messenger RNA, 2576 nt
Organism: Amphibalanus amphitrite
Lineage: Eukaryota; Metazoa; Arthropoda; Thecostraca; Balanomorpha; Balanidae
Product: DNA-dependent metalloprotease SPRTN-like
Exons: 5
Coding region: 275-2449 (724 amino acids)
Biological process (GO): DNA repair
Cellular component (GO): nucleus
Molecular function (GO): single-stranded DNA binding; metalloendopeptidase activity; polyubiquitin modification-dependent protein binding
Source: RefSeq, a predicted model, not a curated record